This is a messenger RNA of Meloidogyne enterolobii, 615 nucleotides long. The record is from the annotation of a GenBank genome assembly. NCBI's taxonomy places the organism in Eukaryota, Metazoa, Nematoda, Chromadorea, Rhabditida, Meloidogynidae.
AUGCAGAAAAUGAAAGAAUCUAAGGCACUUACAGUUGUUGAUCCGUCGAUGAAUAACAACGAAAACAAACAGUCUUUUCUUGAAAAGGAAAUUCGUCAAGAAAAAUUAUCGAAUAAGGAAAAACAAAUCAAAGAUAAAUAUCUAGAAAAAGUUCUGACAACAGACAGACCAACCGAAGAAAGAAUAGAGAAGGGAAAGAAAGGCAAAUCCUCCAAAAGAAAGGGAAAGAAAUUUAAAGAUGCAGGCCGGAAGAUGCCUCCUCUACCUUCAUUACAAUCCAUUAAUCAACAAAAUAAUUUGGAGAAAAACGAAACAAAUGAAGAUUUGCUUACAAGUCCCUGCUCAACUGUAUCUUCUCCACCUGCUUUACCUCCCUCUUGUUCAUCAUCAACGACAUUUCCACAAGCGCUAGUGAGGAGAGACGAACAAAGUGCUCGACAAAACUCUUCCUCGAUCGGUCGAAUGAUUGGACGCUGGCGGCAUACAACUGGUGGUAUACAAUUACGUAACAUAACUCUUUCCGGAGUUUGGGAGAAACUUGCGCUUGGAAUUCGUUCAGAUGGUCGAGAAGCUUUCCGAACUUCAUCUGUACAACUUGGUGAUAACAGGAGGUAA